GGCACCAGGCAGGGCUGCCUCUUGUCGCCCCUCAUCUUCAGCAUGUGUAUAAGCUACGUCCUAGAGCGGACUGAUCUAGGAGAAGGAGCCAAGAUGCACAGAGCAAAACUACUAGAAAAGGACGAGGGCACCGCAGUGGGAGUAGUCCGACUAGGCCAUCUGCUAUACGCUGACGACAUCGCGCUGCUAGCAGAAGACGGAGAGAGCCUAAGGGGAGCCACGCAGGGGCUGGUAGACACGACGUUAGAGCACGGUCUGACGGUCAACCUGGCAAAGACGAAGUGCGUA
Amoebophrya sp. A25 is the source of this 288-nucleotide messenger RNA. The record is from the annotation of a GenBank genome assembly. NCBI's taxonomy places the organism in Eukaryota, Dinophyceae, Syndiniales, Amoebophryaceae.